AUGGGAUUUACGACGGAAAUUAAAAGGUUAAAAGAUGCUAUUGCUAAUGGACGAAAAAAUGGUUGUAGCUAUAAACUGUAUGGAAAAAGAAUUUGUGCCAGAGUAAUUGGAGAGUGGAGGACAUUCUUUGAUAAUUUCGGGACUCACAUAAUCACCAGAAUUGUCUUGGGUGGUAAAAUGCGAAUGUCCAAAUUACUCGAUUCAACUAAAGAUGCAAAACAGUCUAAGCUAGAUGCUGGAAUCAAGGCAGACUUCGACUCCAAAAAUGUCAAGGUAAAGGCUGAAGCGAAUUUGGGCAAGAAUCAGAGUCUUGAAAAUAAUAAUAAUUCAAGAGGAAACGAGUUUACGCUGGAAGGAGGAAACAUGACAGAUACAAGCCAUUUAAAAUUGGAUGUUUGGUCUAAAAGCCUCAAGGAGGCUCCUAUACCUAUAAAGGUUGUUUUAACAUCUUAUGUCCAGUUUUUUGAAAAUCUUGAACUGGGAAAAGAGUAUAUUCAAGCAAUGAAUAUUUUAGUCGUUAAAAGCGAUAAACGUAGGAAUUUGAGGACGUGA
Molecule: messenger RNA, 552 nt
Organism: Theileria equi strain WA
Lineage: Eukaryota; Apicomplexa; Aconoidasida; Piroplasmida; Theileriidae
Exons: 2
Coding region: 1-552 (183 amino acids)
Source: RefSeq, a predicted model, not a curated record